Messenger RNA from Arctia plantaginis, 771 nucleotides. NCBI's taxonomy places the organism in Eukaryota, Metazoa, Arthropoda, Insecta, Lepidoptera, Erebidae. The record is from the annotation of a GenBank genome assembly.
AUGCCUGCACUCUAUUACUUUGUAGGUGUACCGCUUGAAAAAAUACAACACGAAUGGGCCCAAAAUGAGCCUGAUAAUAAAAAUAAUGCAGAAAGCUGCCUCGCGUUGCACUCUGAUGGAAGAAUGUCAGAUGAAAGAUGUGAUGAACCUCGCCCUUAUAUUUGCUACAGGCCGCACUCAGACGUCGAAGCCAACGUGUGUGGCACUCCAGAUCCUGAAUACCACUUUGAAAGUAGAACCAAUAAGUGUUACAAAUUCCACACAAGUUCAAGAACAUUUAAAAGAGCUAACUUUGCCUGUCAGGCUGAAGGUGGUUAUCUUGUAAUCAUAAAUAGUGAGGUUGAAGCACAAGUCAUACGUGAUAUUUGGAUCAAGUACCCAGCCGUAGUAAUGAUAGGACCUUUCUGGAAAGACGUUGCCUAUGUUGGAAUGUACAAUUGGGAUGAGAGCGAAGACUGGACAACCAUUCACGGCCAAUGGCUUCAGGAAGCUGGCUAUGCUAAGUUUUCUCCAGGAGAACCUAAUAACUCAACUACAGGUGAAUAUUGUGGUGCAGUAUACCGUAAUGGCAUGUUCGACGAUCUGUAUUGCGAACAGGAUUACGCAUUUAUUUGUGAAAAGGAACCCAGUUAUCCUCCUGUAUGCGAUAGUGAUAGCCCAAGACCAUUCGAGCCUGCCAUUUGUCACAAUGGUGUUGGACAAGCACAAAUACAGCCUGAUAAUCAAAUGAAUGAAAUUAUGAAGACACAGACAUCUAAUGUCGUCAUAUAA